AUGGAGAGCAUGAGUGGGUUAAGAUGGAGAAAGCAGAAUGGCCUCAAAGCUAUCCAAACAAAAAUAGGCAAAGUUGCAGAGGUUGAGAGGAAGGUGGAGGAAGAUAAUAAUGGAUAUGGAGAAGAGCCGUUGAGUCCGUCGGCGAGGAUGUUUCAUCAGCCCAACUUCAACGUCCACGUCAUAGCAGUCAUGGGGAGCACCUGCACCAUUCAACCCCAAUUAGUCAAGCAAAAUUUAGUGCACACUUUGCUUCGACACCCUCGCUUCACUAGCGUCCUGGUUGAGGAUGAGAAACAUAAAGGGGAAAUGAAAUGGGUGUUAACAAAGGUGGAGUUAGAUGAGCAUAUUGUGAUACCAAAGCUUGAAGAACACAACAAUAAUCUCCUCCUCCGAGAAUCACCAGACAAGUUUGUAGAAGACUACAUUCGAAACCUAAGCAAGACAACCCUCCCCAAAUCAAGACCACUCUGGGACCUCCACCUCCUAAACCUCAAAACCUCCGACGCCGAGGCCGUCGGCAUCUUGAGAAUCCACCACUCCCUAGGCGACGGCGCGUCCCUCAUUUCCCUCCUCCUCGCCUGCACUCGCCAGACCGCCCAUCCCCACAACCUCCCAACCAUUCCCACCAAGAAACGCAGGCCCCCCGUCGCUUCUUCAACUUCCACUUCAACAAUGUGGCCGCCGCCAUGUUUUGUUUCCGUUUGGUGUUUCCUAACGUUGAUGUGGAAUAGCUUGGUGGACGUGUUUAUGUUCGUGGCCACGGCUUUGUUCUUCAAGGAUACAAACACACCAAUCAAAGCCAUGCCCGCCUCUCACUUUAAUCCUCGCCGGGUGGUUUAUCGGACCGUCAGCCUAGAUGAUUUCAAGCUCAUUAAGAACGCCAUGAACAUGACUAUAAAUGACGUUGCAUUGGGAGUUAUCCAGGCUGGCUUGUCAAGCUAUCUCAAUAAGAGAUACGGUGAGGACAAGGAGGACGAGGGAGAGAUGGAGAAAACGAAACACCUCCCCGACAACAUUCGACUUCGAUCAACUCUUCUUAUUAACUUAAGACCAUCUGCUGGAAUUCAGGAAUUAGGCGAAAUGAUGGAGAAGGAGUCAGAAGCAAAAUGGGGAAAUUGUAUAGGUUAUGUAAUACUCCCCUUUAGAAUUGAGUUAAAGGAGAAUCCUUUGGAUUAUCUGAAAGACGCCAAGUCAACUAUUGACCGCAAGAAACGUUCCCUUGAAGCUCUCUACACUUCUUACAUUGCCCAAUUUGUACUCAAGCUUUUAGGCAUUAAGGCAGCAAGCUGCUUAUCGCACAGAGUAAUCGAACACACAACAAUGUGCUUCUCCAACCUGGUUGGUCCUCAGGAGGAAAUCGGUUUCUGUGGUCACCCCAUGGCUUAUCUUGCUCCUUCUUCUUAUGGACAACCCCAUGCACUGAUGAUUAAUUUUCAAAGCUACAUAAACAAGAUGACGAUGGUGUUAUCAGUGGAUGAGAACGUUAUCCCAAAUCCGCACCAGUUGCUGGAUGAUCUUGAAAUGUCUCUUAAGCUCAUUAAAGAUGCUACCCUAGCAAAUUCACUAGUAUAG
Molecule: messenger RNA, 1572 nt
Organism: Ipomoea triloba (trilobed morning glory)
Lineage: Eukaryota; Viridiplantae; Streptophyta; Magnoliopsida; Solanales; Convolvulaceae
Product: O-acyltransferase WSD1-like
Exons: 7
Coding region: 1-1572 (523 amino acids)
Biological process (GO): triglyceride biosynthetic process
Cellular component (GO): plasma membrane
Molecular function (GO): long-chain-alcohol O-fatty-acyltransferase activity; diacylglycerol O-acyltransferase activity
Source: RefSeq, a predicted model, not a curated record